AUGGCAACCCCCGGCAACCUCUACGUCACAAUGCAGCCUCGCGAAGGCCUCUCACUCGACCAGUUCCACGAGUGGUACAACAACGAACACGGCCCAACUCGACUCCGCCUCCCGCAAAUCUUUUCCAACGGCCUCCGCUAUCGAGCUGCAGAUGGAAAGCAGCCCGAGUUCCUCGCUGCUUACGAUGUCACGGACAUGGCGCAUCUCGAGACCGAGACGUACUUGACGCUGCGUGCAAACCGCUCUCCGAGAGAAGCCGACACCAUCGGACAGGUGGAUGUGAAGCGGUAUUUCUACGACUUGGUCCACGUCGAGGAAUCUCCGCUCUUCAUGCCAGUUGAGAAGCUGACAGACGAUGAGGCAGAAGGUCUUGUGGCUGUAACCUCCGAGAUUACCCUCAAGGAUACACCCGAGGCGAGCGACCUGUUCCGGAAGUGGUUCGUCGAGGAGCAUGUCGGCUUCAUGUCCAAGCUCCCCGGCUGGCUAAGGACUCGUCUGUUCAAGACCUCGAGUCUGGAGCCUGAUCAGCCCACAAAGUACUUGUCUUUCCAUGACUUUGCCAGAGAAAACGGGCUCCGGGAAGCAGAGCAAAAGGCUGCUACUGAUAAUUCCUGGAGCAAUGACGACUUUGAGAAGUCCGUCGCAUCCAGGAACAGGCGCAUGUACUCUCUCUUCUACACCUUUGGUCCAGCCCCAAGAGACCUGGAUCAUUUGUCGAGACUCCCUGCGCCGGCCUCCUUCACUUCAUCAGACUCCAAGACUUCCACCGUCGCCAGCCCAACUCCCAUCAUCAACUCCUACAUCACCACCCCAGACUCCCUCUCCAUCCCUUACCGUCUCGAAGGAAAUCCCGCUCCUGACGCUCCCACCAUUGCCUUUUGCAACUCUCUCCUCACCUCCCUCCACAUGUGGGACGCCUUCAUCGAGAUCCUCAAGGUCAACCGCCCUCUUCUUCGCAUCCUCCGCUACGACACCCGCGGCCGCCACUCUAUUCCACAGCCUCCCGUCUCCGCAACUCUUGACACUCUCGCCGACGACCUCCUCACUGUCCUCGACGCCCUGCGCAUCCCAAAGCUACACACCCUCAUAGGCGUAUCCAUGGGCGGCGCCACAGCCCUCAAAUUCGCCCUCAAAUAUCCCAACCGCCUUCACAAGCUCAUCGCAUGCGACUUCAACGCCUCCUCAUCCCCCGCAAACUCCCAAGCAUGGAAAGACCGCGUCGCCAUGGCCGAGCAAGACUCCGGCCGGGGCAUUAAAGACCUGGCCGACCGCACCGUCGCUCGCUGGUACCACCCCGCGUCCAUGGAAAAGCCCGAGAUAGUCAGCUUCAUGACCAACAUGGUUGCUGAAAACGACGUCGAGGGGUUCAAACACAGCUGCACGGCUCUUUCAGACUACGACAUGAAGCCUGACAUGCCCGCUUGCCUUGUCCCUGGUGUGUUUGUGGUCGGAGAGGGAGAUGCGAAUGGAGUGCUGGUAAAGGCAAUGGAUGGGUUCAAGGGCCUCUACGGGCCGGACGGCACUGAACUCAGGAUUGUUCCCAACACAGGGCAUUUGCCCAUGUCUGAGGACCCGCAAGCAUUUUGGGAAGCUAUUCAAAAUGUGGUAUACCACUUGUGA
This is a messenger RNA of Trichoderma virens Gv29-8, 1620 nucleotides long. RefSeq lists its product as uncharacterized. The transcript has a single exon. The record is from RefSeq and is a predicted model, not a curated record. Lineage: Eukaryota; Fungi; Ascomycota; Sordariomycetes; Hypocreales; Hypocreaceae. The coding region runs from base 1 to 1620 and encodes 539 amino acids.